GUGAUGAUGUCACUACGUUGCGACGCUCAAUCGAAUGACACGUACAGUUAGUAAACAAGGAUAGAUAGAAAGUUGUCGAAGGAAAUAAAAGACAAGGAAUAAAGCCAGCUGGCUAUCUACUGUGCCAAAUCUGCCAAGAUCUCAGAAACCUGUCUCAAUAUGAACGUGUUUGACCGCAGCAUCAAAUUGGAUGUUCUCCUCAAGUUCUCCCAAAUUUCCCAAUCUACCCAGUUACACCUGAAGAAUGUCUACUCCAGUUUGGCAGUUUGCAUGUUCGUGGCUGCAGCAGGCUCCUACGUCCAUGUUGUCACACGGCUCUUUCAGGGUGGGUUGCUGACUCUUCUGGGUUCCCUGGGCAUGGUGGUUUGGUUGUCCAUGACACCACACAACCCAGAGACCGAGAAGAAGAGACUGGCUAUCCUUGCAGGGUUUGCUUUCUUCACAGGUGUUGGUCUUGGACCAGCAAUGGACUUUGUCAUCAUCAUUAACCCAAGCAUCAUUGUGACAGCCUUCCUUGGAACCUCAAUCAUCUUUGUCUGCUUCACUCUCAGUGCCCUGUAUGCCAAGCGCAGGAGCUUCCUCUUCCUAGGAGGUACUCUGAUGUCUGGCUUGUCUGUCUUGUUCCUGGUGUCUGUGGUGAACAUGUUCUUUGGAUCAGCGAUACUCUUCAAGGCUCACAUGUACCUGGGUCUGGUCAUUAUGUGUGGCUUUGUUCUGUUCGACACUCAGCUCAUCAUUGAGAAAGCAGAGAACGGAGACAAGGACUACAUCUGGCAUUGCGUGGACCUGUUCCUCGACUUUGUGACCAUUUUCAGAAAACUCAUGAUACUCCUUGCCAUGAAUGAGAAGGACAAGAAGAAAGAAAAGAAGUAGAUUAAAUAAAUCCAGUUGAAGUUUCAAAUAAACGAUCUGUUACAAGGAACAGAACCAGCAACAAAGCCUCUGUCUGCAGUGCUGUUGGUGCUUUCACUAUUUGUCGUUACUUUUUGUCCAUUGAUUUGAGCUUGCAAGAGGUUAUAAGGUUGUAUUUUAGGCUACUGCUGCAGUGAGAAUGCUUUUCCUGUAGGGGGAGUGGUUGUUCUAUGAAGGUCUACAUAAGAACUGAACUCUUUGUGCCAUAAAAAAUAAACAUUUUUUCAGAAGGCCGUUUGAGCUUUUGGAGAUUAAUCAUAGUUUUAUGUUCUAAUAUUUGGAUUUGUUAAUGCUAUUCCUCUCAUCUGUUUAGUUUAGGGAAGGGAUGUGACAGACAUCCUGACCUGCUACGUCUUUAUCAAAUCACAUUUUGUCACAUGCGCCGAAUACAACAGGUGUAGUAGACCUUACCGUGAAAUGCUUACUUACAAGCCCUUAUUAACCAACAAUGCAGUUCAAUAAAUAGUUAAGAAAAUAUUUACUAAAUAAAACGUAACAAUAAAACAAUAACGAGGCUAUAUACAGGGGGGUGCCGGUCGAGUCACAACUUCUCAUUUACUACUUCACUGUGUUACGUUGAAGAACGUAUUGGUAAUUCGGCUGACCUUUCAUGAAGAUGUACAUUUGCAUUUUAUGGUCAGUUUGUGCGCCACAAAAAGGACUGGUCAAGGCUGUAAAAUAAAUGGAUCAACUGCC
This is a messenger RNA of Oncorhynchus masou masou (cherry salmon), 1608 nucleotides long. RefSeq names its product probable Bax inhibitor 1. Gene Ontology annotation, cellular component: mitochondrial membrane. Gene Ontology annotation, molecular function: enzyme binding. Lineage: Eukaryota; Metazoa; Chordata; Actinopteri; Salmoniformes; Salmonidae. The record is from RefSeq and is a predicted model, not a curated record. The transcript is spliced from 10 exons. The coding region runs from base 160 to 873 and encodes 237 amino acids. Gene Ontology annotation, biological process: negative regulation of endoribonuclease activity; cellular response to unfolded protein; negative regulation of apoptotic signaling pathway.